CGUGUUCUCCCCAUGGCACAAAUGCACAUCUAUAUGUGUAUGUGUGCGCAACAUGUCCUGCUGCCAUCCACAUUCAGUCUCUAUCUCGUCGCCCCGUUUUCCGCACGUCAAUCUUCUACCACACUUGGCGACGGGUCGUGUUCUGGUUUUGACUCAACCCUGACCCUGGCGCCUUCUUCCGACAGGUCCGGAGUUUGGUUCCGACCUACACACGUUCACCCAGCGUUAGAGAUGACAUGUUGUGUCCAUAUCGGACCCAUCGAAAACAUCUAG
Molecule: messenger RNA, 273 nt
Organism: Bipolaris victoriae FI3
Lineage: Eukaryota; Fungi; Ascomycota; Dothideomycetes; Pleosporales; Pleosporaceae
Exons: 1
Source: RefSeq, a predicted model, not a curated record